CUUCAGUUGUCUCCAGUGUCCACCCGAUUUCUGGUCCAACCCAGACAAAACUGAUUGUGUUCCAAAGGAAAUUGAGUAUUUGUCAUAUCGAGAUGAGAUGGGAAUUGUUCUAACAAUAAUCUCGCUCUCUGGGGCAUUCUUAUCACUGGCUGCGCUAGCUGUAUUCUUAUAUUAUCGAAACACUCCAGUUGUUAAAGCCAACAAUUCAGGACUGAGCUUCCUCCUGCUUGUGUCAUUGACGUUGUGCUUCCUUUGUGCUUUGUGUUUUAUUGGGCAGCCCUCUGAGCUCACCUGCAUGAUGAGGCAUGCUGUGUUUGGACUCAGCUUUGUUUUGUCUGUUUCCUGUAUUCUCGUAAAAACCAUUGUGGUGGUAAUGGCUUUUAAAGCCACAAUGCCUGGUGGGAAUGUAGUGAAAUGGUUUGGUGUUACUCAGCAGAAGGGUACAGUGUUCUUUUUCACAUCCAUUCAGUGUGUGAUUUGUGUAGCAUGGUUGACCACAGCCCCCCCUUUUCCAAAUAAGAACACCAAGUAUCAGACUUUGAAAAUCAUAUUUGAAUGUGAUGUGGGGUCACUGACUGGGUUUAGUUGUCUUCUAGGGUACAUAGGCCUACUAGCGGGUGCCUGUUGUCUUUUAGCCUCUCUGGCAAGAAAUCUGCCAGAUAAUUUUAAUGAGGCUAAAUACAUCACCUUCAGUAUGUUAAUAUUUUGUGUUGUCUGGAUCACAUUCAUCCCUGCGUACAUCAGCUCUCCAGGAAAGUUCACAGUGGCAGUGGAGGUUUUUGCAAUCUUGGCAUCCAGUUUUGGUAUCCUUUUUGCAAUAUUUGCUCCAAAAUGUUAUAUCAUCUUAUUGAAGCCAGAAUUAAAUAGCAAAAAGGCUCUAAUACGAAGACAAUUUCCUGACAACUGAACACCUUAUUAUCUAGCAUAAGCACGUCUA
Molecule: messenger RNA, 937 nt
Organism: Erpetoichthys calabaricus (reedfish)
Lineage: Eukaryota; Metazoa; Chordata; Cladistia; Polypteriformes; Polypteridae
Product: vomeronasal type-2 receptor 26-like
Exons: 1
Coding region: 98-907 (269 amino acids)
Biological process (GO): G protein-coupled receptor signaling pathway
Cellular component (GO): membrane
Molecular function (GO): G protein-coupled receptor activity
Source: RefSeq, a predicted model, not a curated record